AUGGGGGAGAAGAUGCAAGGCAAAAGGCUUUUGGUCGUGGCUUUCUCCUCUUGGUGGAUUUCAGAGGCAGGUGACCCUCCCCAAGCUGCUGCCUGGAUUGGCCAGUGUAUCCUCUACUUGCUGAUAAUGGUUUUUGAGAAGACUGUGAUUAGCCUUGUCCUGCUUAUCCCUGGUUGGACAAAGCUUCAGCAGAUCCUCCUGGGUUACAUCCCAAACCCCCAGCUGGAGCUCGUCCUGGUCAUGCUUGUUGUGCCUUUUAUAGUCAAUGCCAUUAUGUUCUGGGUUGUGGACAGCUUGAUCAUGAGGAAAUACAAGCAGAAGGACACCCUGGACAUCAAUGGAUCCAUAGAAACUCCUCGGGCUAGGAGGACUGAGGAAUCUCAGGUGUUACUCUCUCCAGACAUGGAUUUUGAUCAGUCUGAAAGCGAACAGGAUAUUUCAGGACUCCAGGGAACGAACCAGAAGAUGAAGCAGCCCAGCUAUCAAGUGGUCAUCUGA
This is a messenger RNA of Fulmarus glacialis (Northern fulmar), 498 nucleotides long. Its product is annotated as transmembrane protein 110-like. The transcript has 5 exons. The record is from RefSeq and is a predicted model, not a curated record. NCBI's taxonomy places the organism in Eukaryota, Metazoa, Chordata, Aves, Procellariiformes, Procellariidae. The coding region runs from base 1 to 498 and encodes 165 amino acids. Gene Ontology annotation, cellular component: membrane.